Molecule: messenger RNA, 2509 nt
Organism: Scaptodrosophila lebanonensis
Lineage: Eukaryota; Metazoa; Arthropoda; Insecta; Diptera; Drosophilidae
Product: casein kinase I-like
Exons: 3
Coding region: 317-1348 (343 amino acids)
Biological process (GO): negative regulation of canonical Wnt signaling pathway; signal transduction; peptidyl-serine phosphorylation
Cellular component (GO): cytoplasm; nucleus
Molecular function (GO): protein serine/threonine kinase activity; ATP binding
Source: RefSeq, a predicted model, not a curated record
CGUUUGCUAGUAAAUCAGUCGCAUCACUAACGUGGGCAACUCUUGUUCUUGUAAUUCUUGUUAAAAAGAAAUUGGGAAGUUUGCUGCCUUGUGCAGACUUUUACUGUUUCUUUUUGUUUUACACGCGUUCGACUGGCACUUGCGGCCUACGGUGCACGUCCGCACAACUACGCGCGAAGCAAUUGACCAGCCAGCAGCGUGCUUUGCCAUUUUCCCUUCAGUUUCAGUUUUGUCGCGCAAUUGCAGUUGUUUUUUUUUGUUUGUUGUUUGACUUUUAAGAAACGCUCGCACACACUCACAUCCCAGCGAACAAGCCAUGGACAAGCUGAUGAAAAUGAAGAACCAUCGCUCCGAAAUAACUGUGGGCGGCAAAUAUAGAAUCAUUCGUAAAAUUGGCAGCGGCUCUUUUGGCGACAUCUAUCUUGGCAUGAGCAUGCAGUGCGGCGAGGAAGUGGCCAUAAAAAUGGAAAGCGCUACGGCCCGCCAUCCACAACUGCUGUACGAAUACAAACUAUAUCGUGUGCUGAGUGGGGGAGUCGGCAUACCUCGCAUACGCUAUUACGGGAAUGAGAAAAACUUUAAUAUUCUUGUCAUGGACCUACUUGGUCCCUCCCUCGAAGAUCUCUUCAACGCUUGUACACGUCACUUCACCAUCAAGACGGUCCUAAUGCUCGUCGAUCAGAUGAUCGGCCGUUUGGAGUAUGUGCAUCUAAAGUGCUUCAUUCAUCGUGAUAUCAAGCCCGAUAAUUUUCUCAUGGGCAUCGGUCGCCAUUGCAAUAAGCUCUUCUUGAUCGACUUUGGCCUGGCCAAAAAGUAUCGUGAUCCACAAAAACGUGCCCAUAUCCCCUAUCGCGAGGAGAAGCACUUGACGGGCACGGCCCGCUAUGCCUCAAUCAAUGCUCAUGUUGGCAUCGAGCAGUCGCGUCGCGACGACAUGGAAUCCCUCGGCUAUGUGAUGAUGUACUUCAAUCGCGGUAUUCUGCCCUGGCAGGGCAUGAAGGCGACAAACAAGAAACAGAAAUACGAGAAAAUCUCCGAGAGGAAAAUGUCCACUCCGAUUGAGGUGCUCUGCAAGGGUUAUCCGGCUGAAUUCUCAAUGUAUCUAAGUUACUGCCGUAGCCUGCGAUUCGAGGAGCAGCCAGACUAUAUGUAUUUGCGUCAACUCUUCCGCAUUUUGUUCCGCACACUUAAUCAUCAGUAUGACUAUAUCUAUGAUUGGACGAUACUGAAGCAGAAAACCCACCAGACACAGCAACAGAAUGCGGGGAUAAUGCUAACACCUGAGCAGCGCGCGGAGCGUGAGAAGGAAAAGGAAAAGCAGGCCGUUAAACCCACAUUGUCCGACUAAUCGCUGUCGCACAAUGUACAAAGAUCACAGACCCAGAGACAAACAUGCACACACACACACACAAACACACACGACACAAUAACAUGCUAUAUAAACUAGAAACUGUAUAGGAACGCAAUGCGAAUUAUGCGCGUUUAGUUCGACCUCGUCUCUGACCAUGCGUCCAGCUGACAAGUUCAAUUGUACAAUUGACGCCAAUCUCAGCCGCACUAAGAUGUUUAGUGUGGAAAGCAACCCACUCUCCCCGCUCCCUCUGUCCCCCUUACUUCACCACGCACCUUUAAGAUGCAUUCAACACUUAGCCCAACACUCGAGCAAAACAGACAAGGACAGAGAAUAGGACUCACGUUUUUUUGAUCGGAGACAAACACACAUAAUAUAAAUAUGUUGAAUGUACAGCUCAGCGACGUAUGGAAGGUAAUCAACAGAGCCAGCUGUACGAGUUAUCACAUCUCUACAUAUAUACUCGUAUAUACACAUAUAUAUAUACAUGAUUAGAGCAGAUAGUUUAUUUUUAUAUGUGAAAGCAGAAGUCGCGAGAGGAGAGCUGAAGGAGCAGUUAAUAUGUGAACAAAAUUGAUUCUAUAUAGGGAUUGAUUGAAAAAUAUAUAUAUAUAAAAAAAAAAACACAAAAAGAAAAAGAUAAACCAAGAAGCAUUCAAACAGCUCGGCAGACAGACACAUACAUAGAUAUGUACUUAAGUCAAGCUUUGAUUUUGAUUUGAUAUUCGAAGGGACAGAGACACACUUCUGCUCACACAUGCACACAAUCAUACGUAUAUGAAUACUAUACAUAUAUAUAUAUUCGUAUUAAUCUAUAGUUUUUAACUUUGUUAUCAAGCAACGAUAGACUGUGGCAUGUUAACGUACCCAGUGGAUCGUAAAACUGACUCAGACAGACGGACAAACACAUCUCUAUGUAUGUAUAUCCUGUAUAAUCAUAAGGCAUAACACUCACACACACACUCACCCCCAUAUAUACAUACAAAAAAUUAGUUGUAUUAGUCAAACAAUUAUGACGAAAGAAUAAGAGAGAGAAAAUCAUCAUGUUCUGCAAGGAGAAACGAACACAAAAUCUUCAAUUUAACAAAUCCAAAAACAAAUCGAAAACAAUAAUUAAAAAAAAAUUGAAUAAUAAACAAUUUGUCUUAAGUUUCGCAA